AUGUUCACGCCCCUCUCCACGGGAUCAGAGCGUGCACAGGAUAGGCUGUGGGACCGCGACAGGACGGUCUCACCGCUGCGUCCGGCGGUCCGGCGGCCCGCACCGCUGUCUCCACGUUCGCGUGCGGGCGUACCUUUCUCCGCGGGGUCGACAUUACCAAGCGCGCGCUCACGACGACAAGCGCGGAGAGUCAGCGAGGUACAGCCCGCCGAUGAGCGAUGGACCGACUGGUUCUUCCGACCAUCACGCGCGACGGUCGAGAUAUGGCUCGCGUCAUUCUGGAAGCGACACCUCGUGCUCACCCUCCUGCCCUGUUUUGCAGUAUGGGUGUGGGUUGCGAUGCCGUUCCCGGUCAACGAUCCUUAUAAGGAUUCACCGCUGCCCGACUGGCCUGAGUGGCCAGAUUGGCCCCACAAGAACAAGGACAAUGGCUCUGACACUGGGGGCGACGAGGAGCUUCCCCUAGACGUUAACUUCUACUUCUUCCUAAUCUGGUACUUCGGGGCUUACCUCGCCGUCGCGCUCUUCUUCAUCACCAACCUGUUCAGCCUGUACCGUCUGAACUGGUGGCCCUCACGCCUGGGCGGCAAGGCAACGUACUUCCUCAUGUGGGCUGCAACGCUUGCCAUCGGUCUGCUCGCACACCACCUCGACCUGUUCGGCCUACAUGCCCGGUGGCGCGACAAGCCCGACGAGGGCUUCGACUGGGAGCGCAAGACAUUUUGGGUUGUGCUCAGUUUCGCCGCAAUGCACCUGCCUGCAGUAGCAUGCUUCUCCAAACUCAAGCGCGACAAACGACACGUUUACCGUCAUGCUCAGCCAGUCGUACAGUAUACAUUCUUUGGGUCCUCGCUCCGCCGUGUGCCAAGCUCGUGGAUUCGGUUCCUGUGGUUCAUGGCAUGUCUCGCCAUUGCCGCCAUCUCUCUCAUUGUCGGACAGGCAUAUGCCAGCUUGUUCCUCUCCACACUCCCUCACACUUCACUAGACGCUGGUACCUGGGUGUGGUCGUGGGUGAUCACCGUCCAGCUCCUCUCAUUGAUUUCAAACUACAUCAUCGCAUCAAAAGUGCGCUCUCGUGCCCUCCUGUUUCUCUACAAGCUCUUCUUCCAACUCGUCUACCAUGUCUUCUAUCGUAAUCUUUUCGCCCGCCUGCGCUCCCCGUCGCAGUUCGCAACAGUCCAACUCCUCUCCUCAAUCGUUGUUGUCAUCAUCUUCCCAUUCCAGCUUACGCCGCUGUGGCACCGCAUGCUGCAGUUCUUCGUCGGCUACAGCCAACCCUGGAACGAGCACGCCGAGGCGGUCGCCGUCUCAUUCUACACGCGCGGCCUCGCACAAAACAUCACCAUGGUCGGCUUCCUGGGCUGGCUCAGUAUCCUCCAUUUCGGGCGCAACUCGCAGAUCUACCCCUUCUUCAAGUUUGCGCAAACCGAGGACGACCCGUACACGUUUGGGCUUACACUAAUCGCCUCGUGUGCCGUCUGGUCACUCGAGCUCAUCAGCUCGUUUGUCGCGCGGCAGAUCAUGUCACGUGGCUUCAACAUCGACGUCAGUGGCAUUGGCCUCGACGAGAUGCGGGAAUACCCCGAGCUGGUACCGGCAUGCGGCUGGGCAUCCGUCCAUGUCUCAAUGAACAUUCUCAUGUUUCUCAUCAAGCUCAACUUCCGAUGA
This is a messenger RNA of Cutaneotrichosporon cavernicola, 1668 nucleotides long. RefSeq lists its product as uncharacterized. The transcript has 14 exons. The coding region runs from base 1 to 1668 and encodes 555 amino acids. Lineage: Eukaryota; Fungi; Basidiomycota; Tremellomycetes; Trichosporonales; Trichosporonaceae. The record is from RefSeq and is a predicted model, not a curated record.